CAGAGGCAGGCUCUAACUCCAACCCAAUGAGCUCCCAGCCCCUCACACUCACACACACUCCUAACACACACACACACACUCUCCUCAACGCCGGCUCUCGCUCUCGCUUCAACCCUGGGACACAGAAGAAGAAGAAGAGGGAGAGGGAGAGAGAGGCAGCGAGUAGCAGAGAGGGAGAGUGAGGGCGAGGGAGUCAGAGAGGAGAGGGAGAGAGAGGCAGAGGGAGACUGGUGGGGUGCGAGGGAGAACACCAUGGCUUCAGAUCCGGGGCUGGCUGCGAUGCUGCUAUGGACUAUAUCACUACAGACUCUGGGCACCGCAGGAACCAACAGUAACGAAGUGAACCUACUGGACACAACGACAAUCACAGGAGACUGGGGCUGGCUAACGUAUCCAUCACAUGGGUGGGAUGCCAUAAAUGAGAUGGACGAAUACUUCAGCCCUAUCCACACGUACCAGGUCUGUAACGUGAUGAGCCCCAGCCAGAACAACUGGCUAAGGACGGGCUGGAUCCCUCGAGAGGGAGCAAGGAGGAUCUACAUUGAGGUCAAGUUCACCCUGAGAGACUGCAACAGCAUGCCUGGAGUACUGGGCACCUGCAAGGAAACCUUCAAUCUGUACUACUAUGAGUCUGACAGAGCAGUAGGCUCAGCUGUACGGGAGAACCAGUUCAUAAAGAUUGACACCAUCGCUGCUGAUGAGAGCUUUACAGGGGUGGACCUGGGGGUCCGCAGACUUAAACUCAACACUGAGGUGCGAGGAGUUGGCCCUCUGAGCAGACGAGGCUUCUACCUGGCUUUCCAGGACAUCGGCGCCUGCAUUGCCCUCACCUCUGUGCGGGUGUACUACAAACGCUGUGUGGGUGUCAGCCGUAACCUGGCGGUGUUCACUGAUGUGGUGACAGGUGCCGACUCCUCCUCUCUGGUGGAGGUCAGGGGUCAGUGUGUGGAUCACGCAGAGGAGAGGGACACACCCAAAAUGUACUGCAGUGCUGAAGGGGAGUGGCUAGUGCCCAUCGGGCGGUGUGUGUGCUCAGCUGGAUUCGAGGAACACAGAGACUCCUGUGUGGCCUGUGAGGUGGGUUUCUAUAAGCCGGUGGCAGGCGAUGGCCUGUGUGGUAAAUGUCCUCAACACAGCCACUCAGAGACCAGAGCCGCCCUCUCCUGCCCCUGCGACUCCAACUACUAUCGAGCGGCAGAUGACCCGCCAGCAGCUCCAUGCUCCCGCCCUCCAUCUGCUCCAGUGAAUGUCAUUUCCUCAGUCAAUGGGACGUCUGUGAAUUUAGAGUGGGAUCGCCCUCUGGAUACUGGAGGUCGCAGUGACCUGCAGUACAGUGUGUUGUGUCUGAAAUGCUCAGGAGGGCCUUGUGAGGACUGCUCAUCCUCUCCAGGAGGUUCUGGUGGAGGGAAGACAGGCGGAGGGACGAGUGUCGGAGUCGGAGGGACGGUGGAACGUUUGGGUAGUGCAGCAGUCCGAUUCGUUCCCCGCCAAAGCGGGUUGAUGGAGCCCUGGGUGACAGUGCUCAAUCUGGUGGCUCACACCAACUACUCCUUCCGCCUUCUGGCCACAAAUGCAGUGACGCACCUGAGCAGCGAGCCAUCCCCUUAUGCCUUGGUCAAUAUCACAACAAACCAGGCAGCUCCCUCUGAAGUGUUAGCCAUCCGCCAGGAGAACACCAGCCAGAACAGCGUGACUCUGCUCUGGCAUGAACCUGACCAGCCCAAUGGAGUGAUCCUGGAGUACGACAUCAAAUACUAUGAAAAGGAUAAUGAAGUGCAGAGUUACUCCACUCUGAAGUCCAAGAACACCAGCGCCCGAGUGUCAGGGCUGAAGCCAGGCACCAAGUACAUCUUCCAGGUCCGAGCCAGAACAUCAGCAGGCUGCGGACGCUUCAGCCAGAAUGUGGAGAUCCAGACUGGGAAAGCAGCGCCUCUGCACUACAACACCAUGACCAUUAUCUGGAUCUGCAUGGCCCUGGUGUCCGGCCUGGUCACGUUUCUGGCCAUCAUCAUCUGCAGGAAACGGCAAGGCUACACUUUACCACACUACCCAUCGCUGCUACACUGUGGCUACAGUAAAGCCUUCCAGGACUCUGAUGAGGAAAAGAUGCAUUACCAGAAUGGUCACGUGUCAUUCCCUGAUGCAAGGUUCUAUAUCGACCCGCACACAUACGAGGACCCCUGCCAGGCGGUCCAUGAGUUUGCCCGAGAAAUUGAAGCUUCCAGGAUCAAAAUAGAGAAAAUCAUUGGUUCAGGGGAGUUUGGGGAGGUGUGUUAUGGACGUAUGAGACUCCCAGGGAAAAGAGACAUCCCAGUGGCCCUCAAGACCCUGAAGGCAGGAUACACAGAGAAGCAGAAGAGGGACUUCCUGGCUGAGGCAUCCAUCAUGGCCCAGUUCGACCACCCCAAUGUCAUUCGCCUGGAGGGAGUGGUAACCCAGAGCAAACCAGUGAUGAUCAUCACAGAGUACAUGGAGAACGGUUCUCUGGAUUCCUUCCUCAGGAGACACGACGGCCAGUUCACCAUCAUCCAGCUGGUGGGGUUGCUGCGCGGCAUUGCGGCUGGUAUGACCUACCUGUCUGACCUGGGCUACAUCCACAGAGACCUGGCUGCCCGCAACAUCUUGGUCAAUAGCAACCUGGUGUGUAAGGUGUCUGACUUCGGCCUGUCCCGAGUACUGGAAGAUGACCCCGACGCUGCAUACACCACCAGUGGUGGGAAAAUUCCAAUCCGCUGGACUGCCCCAGAGGCCAUCGCCUACAGGAAGUUUUCCUCUCCCAGUGACGUGUGGAGCUAUGGAGUGGUCAUGUGGGAGGUGAUGUCCUACGGAGAACGGCCAUACUGGAACCUCACCAACAGAGAUGUGAUCAAAUCUGUGGAGGAAGGCUACAGGCUGCCUGCUCCUAUGGGCUGCCCUGGUCCUCUACAUACUCUCAUGCUGGACUGCUGGCAGAAGGAUCGCAACGAGAGGCCACGUUUUUGCCAGAUAGUCACUGUUCUUGACAAGCUAAUCCGCAACCCAGAGAACCUGAAAUCUAUGGACACACUCUGCAGUUUAAACAGUCCUCCACUGAUGGAGAGAGCUAUCCCCGACUUCAGUAGCUGUAACUCAGUAAACGAGUGGCUGGACACCAUAAAGAUGGGCCGCUACAAGGACCACUUUGCAGCAGGGGGGUACCAAACUCUGGGACACGUCAUAAGCAUGAACCAAGGGGACAUCCAGAGGCUUGGGGUGACGCUGAUGGGCCACCAGAAGAAGAUCAUGACCAGCGUCCAGCUGAUGAGGGCACAGGUCCUCAACAAGAGUGUGCCAUCUGUGCACGUAUAAUUAUAACACUGAGGUUUCGCUCCGCUGAAAUCUAGAAACCCAGACUUCUACAAGGUCUAGAGGGACUCUGUGGGAUUCAAGGUGAUUUGCUAAAUGGAAGAAGAAGAUACGUGGGAUCUUUACAUGACUUUUUCCUUAAGAGACUGAAGAACAAAAUGUGAAAGGUUUUAACUAUGGAGCAAGUAAAUAUGACUUCUUUUGGACAUGUCCAACCUUUCAUUUUUUUCCUAUCCGAUUGCAUUUUCUGAGUUUAAAUGUCUUGUUUAUAAAUGAAAGGACUGCCUUAAUUACCACAAACGAUUUUAAUUUUAUUAUCUAAUAAGAGAAGAUAAUUUAUCAAUCAUGAAUUUAUCAGAAAAAUAUGAUUUACUGAAGCGGGCAAUAGGAGUGAUGUAGAUGUGGGGGUUAGGACGGGGGCUGUUUUCAGAUGACACUCGCUGCCUUUCCUGCAGUAACACCUUGUUGAGAAUGAGGCCCAGAAUGAGGCUCGACACAGAACAAGUGGAGAAAAGUGAAAUAGUGCUCACCCAAGUUGCCAGAUCGUCUCCACGGUGGAGAAGACCUAUUUCACCCCAGGCUAUUAAUACCAACAACAGGCACAUUUGUCCGUCGUCUAACCUUGAUGAAUGACCCCAGGAGAGCCCUAGAGCCCUCUGCCCAGUUUGAAGCUACGCAGCGCACAACUACUGUACUUGGAAGACAUGUAUGAUUCAGUUACAGUGCACUUUAUUCUACAAUCUCUCUGUGUUGUAGAGGCAUUAAAGUUGUGUCACAAAUCUCCUGUCAGCCACAACUGGAGUCACAAUGUUGGUCUAUUGAAGAAUUUGCUAUAAUAUUUAUGUAAAAUAUUACAUAAAUGAUGAGUUACUAUACAGUGUAAAACCCACAGAGAAAAGGGGAUAUUUAACAUUCAUUAGUGAAGUAAGUUGCUCCAUCAUGAGAUUUCUUUCCAAACUUUCUUCUGUGAUAAUAAACUGAAAUAUAUUUAAAUUACGUGCAAUAUUUGUUUAAAUAUGCACACAACAUAAUAUUGGCCAUUUCACAUGUUGUGGUAAACACUACAUCUGAUGCAUUUUCAGUAUAUGUUUGGAUAUUUUUCUUUUAACUUUUACUUUAAAAUUUAUCCAAAUGCGCUUUUAAUUAAAAUCCAUUUCAAAUCAGGUUUGAAUCUUUAGCAACUAUAUUUCAAAUUCAGUUCUGAGUGUGAAGCUUUAUUCUUAAACUUGGGAACAGGAGUUUGAUAAUUUAAUCUUAACUAAAGGUCCACUUACUACCACUUCGCAUAUACAUAGGACCAGUGGUGUAGUGUUAGUUGAUGAGGUGGAUGUACCACUAGGCAGAUCGGUAGGUAACCGAGGAGUAAGUGGCUAUACUGUCCUAAAUAUUCCACUGGCUUUAUGGCUGAUAGAUGGAUAUAUUUUAAACUGACAAAAAAUGGGUAUGCCCCAUAUACCUGCAUAUACCCUCCACUACACCACUGCAUAGGACUUCUUGUUAGUAUGUGACCAAAGUUCCAUGACAACAGAGCAAACUUCAGUUUGCUCAAGAACAUGAGAUGUGGUCGAAAUCCAAGAAAAUACAGAAACAGCUAGUAAACAGACUCUCUGGUAAGAUAAUUAGAUUAUUUUGUCAAACUCUGCAAGUUCUGUUGUUUACCUGCUUCAAAUAUAGACUGAAUCACAAUGUUUAUUUACAAUAACUUCCAGGUAGAAAACCCUUGUGUCAUAUACAAAAAGUCAAACAGUGCUAAGCAGACACAGCCUGAAUUAGUUGUUUUUCGCCACGUAAAAAAGCCCCCCAAAAAAUCAAUAUCAAUAUCAAUUUAAGUGUACAUCAUAUUUAGGAUAUUGUCACUGCUUUACCUUUCCGUCAGACAGUUUUUUCCAACAGUGAACAGAAGCCAUCGGACUCCAUUCACAAAAAGUAAUUUUACAUAGCUGAAAACUGAGUUGCUUGUCUACUUGGUUGGUUAGUGUGGUAAGGUAAAGUGGAGCAAAUACUAAAAUAUAGUGUACACUUACGCUGAUAUUGAUUUUUUAUUUAUUUAAUUUUGGCUGAAAUAAGUUUUUGCUGCAGCCCUGUCCACAGUAGUACAUUGCUUAGCUUCCCUGCUGGUAGAUUUGGUUAAUCAAAGACGCUGGCAAAACAACGAAGUAGGUAAGCACAGCAGAAAUGUCAGAUAGGUCAGACCAUCGUGUUUAACUAUAUAUCUUUAUAUAUCUUUAAAUAUAUCUUAUAUCUUAUAUAUCUUUAAAUGUUACAAUUAUGGCUGACAAUGAGUACAAUCAACAAGUCUGCUGAUUUUACAUAUCUCUGCGAUUAAAAUGAAUUGCCAGUUGUCUACCCAGAUGUGAUUAUUGUUGUUAGCGCAGUGUCACAGUUAUUUGGUCGAUAGUAGCCUACUUAAAACUGCUAAAACAAAAAUUUAAAAAUGCAUUUGUAAAAUCCUAUAUAUUGACCAUGUUUUUAAAAUAAAUGAUGGCCAAAAGAAACAUCUGUUUAUUUUUGCUUUUUCCAUGAUUAAUGCUAACUGACAACUAGAUGCUAACUCUAGCUGCUACUAUAAUAUCUAGUGUGUAAGCAAGAAGGGUGCUAAUUAGCUAAGCACAUAUUGAUUUGUUAUCCAACUGCUGCUAAAAUGUCAAAAUGUAAACUCAGUCAGAUGUGUUUGUGAAAGACUUAUCAGUAAGAGAAGGUAGCACACAAUAUCAGUCUGCUGAACUGACCUUUAGUUAAACCCCACCCAUUUGUGAUUAUCCGUCAAGCUGCUGGGGUUAAGAUGGAGCUCAUACUGUAACUAACUGCGCUCCCUGAAGAAAUGUCAUCACAUUUUUUCAAAAAGUAAUGCAAAAGAAGCAGACAGAGGGGCGUACAAUAUGCAUCUAAAGGACAUAUCCAGGAUGUCAAACUCACUCAGCAGUGAUAACAGGUUAAAAAGAUAAACAUAGUUAGAAGCUAAAGCUUAACUAUAGGCUGCAGAUCACAGUGCAAAAGUGAACCACCACAUCAUUGGUGAUCAAGACAGAAGAGAAUGAAUAUAAAGGGAAUCUUUGCCGAUAUUCAACUGGCUGUGUGUCAUCUAAUUGUGUGCAGAUGAAUGGUGCCUGUCCCCCCCCAAACCCUGCCAGCACCUGGACUUCAGCCAGUGGAGGCCAGGGAGCUCCAGGGGAAGCCAAACAUGGUUCAUCUGCACACACUGCAAUGACACACAGCUGGUUGAAUAUCAGCAAAGUAUUUCUGUUUCUCCUCACUGGUUCCUGUAGAGCAGGGUAGGUCUUUAUUCACUGUUAUGAUUACAAAAAAGCAAAAGUAGCAUGUGUAUACAUUCAAAAGGCUAUAACUUAGGUAGCUGGCUGGCAACUAGCUAAUCAUAAAGUUUCACUUCCCAGGAUUUGAUUUGUGUUUUGGAACAGGGAAGGAAUGCUUAUCUCCUUCAAACCUCUCCAGGUAAUGAAUAUCAUUAAAACAUGACAUGCUCCAAGCACAAUGUUUAGUUCGAAAGCCACAAAACCAGCCUGAAAAGGAAGGAAAUCUGAGAUGAUUGCAUGAGAGCCUAUGGAGCACAGCCGUGUUGCUGUCAGACUCUUGUCGGAGCUGGCCGAUGCUACGCUAUGAUUUGCCAGUCUGUAUCUGAGGGGCAGCGCUUAGCAAUGGGUCAGUUCUGUUUCAGUGUUAAUUAGCUCCUGUUUAUAGUGACGGUUGAAGGCCUGCAGGCUGGAUGUAAUGUUGGCUUUAUCAGUUGUUUGACAGUUGUUAAAAUUUGACACUGGUCCAUGAAUUUAUAUUAAAACUUACUCUAAAGUAGCCCAUGACUGCCAAACCUUCAAAAUUGUGUACAGCAUUUUUAUAUUCCCUUACAAUUUCCCUUAUAUGCUAAUCCUUAAAAUUCCCAAGAUAUUAGCCCAAUAUAAAUAUACUGUACAUCUUUUAGCUUUCAACCAAAAUUAGACAUAAUGUAGGGUGGAUUGUUUACUACACCCAAGUUGUUGUUUUAGCAUCUUUGGGGUAAUAUUUUGCUGGGCCCUCUUAUUCUCUUUUAUGAACAAAAUGGGACAGUAGCCUGUUUAAUUUAGUGGGCAUUCUGUUAGUACCAGCUCUGUUUAGUGCAAUAAUUCUGUACCCCAGGGAUCAUAUCUGAACACAUUAUUUGUGAAUGUGGGAAAUAUAGUUCACAUAAACCACACAGACUGUAAAAUAAAGUGUUACUUCUGAUUAAAUGUGAUAGCACUGUUUGCCUCAGUGUUGAUGACAAAGUGACAUGUAAGUAGAAUGUUUAUAUCUGAACACUCUCAAAAGUACAUAAUCAGCCCUAAUUUAUACGCCCCUCUGUGCCAUCAAGAGAAUGUCUUUUUCUCGUGCACCUCGGUAGGUCUUCCUCUAGAUGAUUGAUGUCAGUUUUUAUUAGAGAAGAACCUCAUGAUAUUUCUUGAAUAUGUAUUAUAGUGGCAUUUCACUACUGGGUUCAAAAGAUUUCUGUUUCCUUCGGGAUGCUUUUGAAGACACAGGACUUGAACUGAAAUCCCAUAUUUUAUAAAGUUAGGAUAUGUUUUUGUUAGAUUUAUAAUGUAUACAGCAAGUUCAGUCACUGGAAGGAAGAAAAAAGAAAACAAUUUAUUCACAUUUCAUUA
Messenger RNA from Epinephelus fuscoguttatus (brown-marbled grouper), 7955 nucleotides. It is a transcript of the gene epha8, whose product is annotated as eph receptor A8. The transcript has 20 exons. Lineage: Eukaryota; Metazoa; Chordata; Actinopteri; Perciformes; Serranidae. The record is from RefSeq and is a predicted model, not a curated record. Gene Ontology annotation, cellular component: plasma membrane; neuron projection. Gene Ontology annotation, biological process: protein phosphorylation; cell surface receptor protein tyrosine kinase signaling pathway; axon guidance. Gene Ontology annotation, molecular function: protein binding; transmembrane-ephrin receptor activity; ATP binding. The coding region runs from base 253 to 3327 and encodes 1024 amino acids.